Molecule: messenger RNA, 999 nt
Organism: Penicillium samsonianum
Lineage: Eukaryota; Fungi; Ascomycota; Eurotiomycetes; Eurotiales; Aspergillaceae
Product: nucleotide-diphospho-sugar transferase
Exons: 4
Coding region: 1-999 (332 amino acids)
Molecular function (GO): glycosyltransferase activity
Source: RefSeq, a predicted model, not a curated record
AUGUCCGCAAGGUCUCCCAAAACCUUCCGCGCUGUAUUCGUCCUGAUAUCCGUCACAUUGCUGGUGGUGACUUUUCUUCGAGUUCGGGGCUCCUCGAGCUAUCUUAGCCCUCAACUUACCAUUCAUUUCGGGAAAGAAGUCGACUGGUCUCGCUUUGCAUAUACACAAUAUGUCACCGACACGAAUUAUCUGUGCAACUCGGUUAUGCUAUUUGAGGCCCUGCAUCGUCUCGGCAGCAAACCCGAUCGCUUAAUGAUGUACCCCGACUAUUUCUCGGUCGCUGAUGACGAUGAUUCAAGACAGGCGGAACUACUCCGCAUCGCUCGGGAUAAAUACGGAGUCAAGCUUAAGCCCAUUCAAGUGCAAAGCAGGAACGGGGGUGAUCAAACAUGGGCCGAGAGCUAUACGAAGCUUCUCGCUUUCAAUCAAACACAGUACGAUCGUGUUCUUAGCUUAGACUCCGACUCCACUAUUCUCCAGGCUAUGGAUGAGCUGUUUCUGCUCCCUCCUUGCCCUGUCGCAAUGCCGCGAGCCUACUGGCUUAAUCCUGACGACCGAGUCCUAAGCUCCCAAGUGGUUCUCAUCCAACCGUCCGAGUUUGAAUUCAUUCGCAUCAUGGAGGCAAUUGGCAAUGCAAGCUCGGGCGACUACGACAUGGAGAUUGUCAACGAUUUGUACAAAGACAGCGCAUUCGUUCUGCCACACCGUCGCUACGAUCUUUUGACUGGAGAGUUCCGCGGCAAGGAACAUGCGGGCUACCUUGGAAACCCAUUGGAAGAAUGGGAUCCCUAUGCGAUUCUCAACGAGACUAAGUAUCUCCAUUUCUCCGACUGGCCUGUGCCUAAGCCAUGGAUCGAUGCUCCCAAAUAUAUCAUCGAUGAAAAGCAACCUACCUGUGAUUUCAACCCUCUGACCCAACAAGAAGAUGACUGUCGCGCUUUGAAUAUUUGGUUGGGCAUAUAUGACGACUUUAAGUCACGACGGAAGGUAAGUCAUUAG